Varanus komodoensis (Komodo dragon) is the source of this 914-nucleotide messenger RNA. RefSeq names its product ERI1 exoribonuclease family member 2 (gene ERI2). The record is from RefSeq and is a predicted model, not a curated record. Bases 132 to 659 code for a protein of 175 amino acids. Gene Ontology annotation, molecular function: 3'-5'-RNA exonuclease activity; nucleic acid binding. The transcript has 6 exons. Gene Ontology annotation, biological process: exonucleolytic trimming to generate mature 3'-end of 5.8S rRNA from tricistronic rRNA transcript (SSU-rRNA, 5.8S rRNA, LSU-rRNA). Lineage: Eukaryota; Metazoa; Chordata; Lepidosauria; Squamata; Varanidae.
UUGACUACUUAAUCGUUAUCGACUUUGAGUCCACAUGUUGGAAAGACAGAAAAGGUUACAGUCAAGAAAUCAUUGAAUUUCCAGCUGUUUUAUUAAACACUUCAAAUGGAGAGAUUGAAUCUGAAUUUCACAUGUACAUCCAGCCUCAGGAACAUCCAGUUCUUUCCGAGUUUUGCACUGAACUAACUGGCAUUACACAGAGUCAAGUUGAUGAGGGAGUUCCUUUGCAUAUAUGCCUAUCGCAGUUUUCUAAAUGGAUUCAAAAGCUACAAAAGGAGAAGAACAUCACUUUCAGUUCAGGUCAUUCAAGUUCUGCUGCUCCUGAUGGACAAUUGUGUGCUUUUGUUACAUGGUCAGACUGGGACCUGGGGGUUUGUCUGCACUAUGAAUGUAAAAGAAAACAGCUGAGAAAACCAGAUAUUUUAAACUCCUGGAUUGACCUCCGAGCAACUUACAAGCUCUUUUAUUCUCGGAAGCCGCAAGGAUUAAAUGGUGCUUUGCAGGAUGUGGGGAUCAUAUUUGCAGGACGGGAGCAUUCUGGGUUGGACGAUUCCCGAAAUACUGCUCGCCUUGCUUGGAGGAUGAUCCGUGAUGGGUGUGUGAUGAAAAUCACUAAAUCUUUGGAUAAGGUCAGUGGUUUUUCUUCUUGGCACAUGUGACUUGAAGUACAGAGAACAAGUAAAAGUUUGCUGAACCAACGUUCAACUUCAGUGUUGCCCUGAAGGAUUCUGAGCCAGAUUUUUGUCUCAUUUGUGGUCAUCUGUUCCUGUAGUUCCUACAAUCUCUUAAUUUGUUUAUGGAAUCUUUAGGUGCCUCCUGCAAAGAAUUCUGUUGCCAGGCUUUUGAGUACGAAACCUCCCGAUGGCAGCCCUUUGGGAAGGGAGGAUGGUGCAAAACCAGCAUGUUUGAAUGAA